Messenger RNA from Acipenser ruthenus (sterlet), 4126 nucleotides. Its product is annotated as C-C chemokine receptor type 3-like. The record is from RefSeq and is a predicted model, not a curated record. The coding region runs from base 933 to 2162 and encodes 409 amino acids. The transcript has 2 exons. Gene Ontology annotation, biological process: G protein-coupled receptor signaling pathway; behavioral response to pain. NCBI's taxonomy places the organism in Eukaryota, Metazoa, Chordata, Actinopteri, Acipenseriformes, Acipenseridae. Gene Ontology annotation, molecular function: G protein-coupled receptor activity. Gene Ontology annotation, cellular component: membrane.
AUGUGUGUGGAGGGAUGGGAUGUGGGUGUGAUGUGGGUGUAGGGAUGGGAUGUGGGUGUGAUGUUGGGGGGGUUGUAAUGUUCUGUCAAGUUGUUCAGGAAUUCAUCUUUGUUUUGAAUCGCAUUUUAGGUUGAAAUAAUUACAAGUGUGCAAGAAUUAGCCAUUGGCACCAAAACUGGGAAAGAGCAAACUCCCCAAAAUAAGUCACCACUGAGAUUUGUAUUACUUGAUUGUCAUCCGUAACUAGAAAGCACUUCACGGUUCUAAGUUCAGAAAUCCUAAAAGAAACGGCUUAAACAAUUGGAGGUUUUUCACAGUGUCUUCCUCGUCUUGUUUAUUAACAGUGUGCUCAUGUGGAAUUGAACUGUUGUAAUUAUAGAAGUGGUGUCCAUCUUCACUGCUGACAUUUCCACCUGCCCGCAUGGGGAGAUGCACCCUCUCUGGAGUGCUGUCAGCUGGCCAGUGACCUGUCAAUGAGUCCCGCUGAUAUUUCAGUUGAUUGCCUUGAAAUGAUGCUCGGGAUGGAGCUCUGUCUCUUGCGGCUUGACUGUGCGUCACAAGGACACGGUGCAGGGUGUUUGGGAUAUAAGGGGACUCGGGUGCUGGAGUCAGUGCUUCUGGGGACCCAAGAACACAGAGAACCGCUCUGCACCCGACUGCGUACUCAAGGUCCUCUGCUCCACACCUUCACCCUCCCUGUCUCCUCUCAGAUCUCCGUCUCUGACACCAGGCUGCAGUCCUCUCCUUAGACCACGCGUGUCCAAAACUGGCCCUUCCACUCCUGGCCUUUGUUUCAGCCCUGUUCUAAAUUGUUUAAGUGAACCAAUUACCCUCCAUCCAGACCCCGAGGUAGUUAAUGAUCUCAUUGUACCUGUUGAACCUGGAGUGGAACUGCACUCUGCGCCCGUGAUUAGACACCCCUGCCUCAGACGAUGUAUCUCUCCAAUUCCUCCUCCUCCUCCUCCCCGGGAGCUGAUCUGUGGCACAACUGCAGCUCCCUGCAGGACCUCACCCUGCCCCAGAUGAUGGGCAACAACUGCCCCUCCAUCGACGGCUUUGCCACCUUGCUCUUCCCCGCCCUGUACUUCCUCUUCUUCCCUCUGGGGGUGCUGACCAAUCUGCUGAACGUGUGGGUGUGUGUGCGGCGCGGCGCCCAGCCCUGGAGCAUCUCCACCAUCGGGGUGCUGAGCCUGGCCCUCUCUGACCUGGCCUUCCUGCUGUGCAUGCCCCUCUGGGGGGUCUACCUGCUGGAGGGUUACCGCUGGACCAUGGGCCGCCCGCUGUGCCUGGUCAUGAACGUCCUGUAUUACACGGGCCUCACCUCCAGCACCAUGUUCAUCUGCGCCAUCAGCUCCGACCGCUUCCUGGCCAUUGUGUUCCCGCUGCGCAGCCGGCAGGUCCGCACCCUGAGGAACGCAGCGCUGGUGUCCCUGAUGAUCUGGAGCCUCACUGGCGUCCUCGUCUACCUGAGCUUCCCCAACUUCCUCUACUGGGAGCGUCCGGACGGGGGGCAGUACUGCGGGGUGCUCCUGCUGGCCCAGGUCUCUCCCUCCCAGGCCCCCUACAACCUGCUCUCCUACUACUCCGUGCAAGUGGCCAUCCCGCUGGCCAUCGUCCUGCCCUGCUACGUGACCAUCGUGGAGAGGAUGCUGCGGUCCCGCAGGCGCUGGAGGGCAGCCGGCCAGGGUGGGCCAGCCAGGGCCCGGGACAAGACGGUGCGGCUCAUCACCUUGAUCAUCACCAACUUCCUGGUGUGCUGGGUGCCGGGGCAACUGCUGCAGGUGGUGGCCUGCGUCCUCUUCCUGACGCUGGAGACCUGUGAGAACGAAUGCUCGCUGAACAGGGUCGCCAUGCUGCUGCUGGAGGUCUCCCAGGUGCUCUCCGUGCUCAACUCGUGCCUCGAACCGCUCAUCUUCCAGCUGCAGCAGGGGCUGUGGCAGAAGCUCCGGGCCCAGGGAGGCAGGGCUGUGGCCAGGCUGCGGAGCUGGAGGAGCGGCAGGGGGCAGAGCGGAGGACCACCGCCCCCUCCUGUGGAGCUCAUCAGCGUGAUCCACUCCUCCAAACACUGUCGCCGCUGCCCUGGAUCAGCUCCACCCGCGUCUGUGCUAUAUCAGGGUGACCAGAUUUCUAAAGCUCAGGACCGGGACACAGACUCAAAAUAGUUUUAAAGCUGUACCAUGUUUUUGCUGCUUGCUUGUAUCUAGUGCUUUUUUUUCAAUAUUGCUGUUUAUUUUCACAUUAAACUUACAAAGCAUGCGCAGCCUCUGCCUGCCACCCAACCACUGCACCGUCCCUCUCACAUUCAGGGCAGUGUUUGAUGGGAUAUUUGAUGGGAGGGGGGCGGUCCCCCAAUACUAUAGCAUGGAAGCGUGACGUGGCAGCUGUAGGUGUUGUUUUUCACCAAUCCUGUAAUCAUGCCAAGUAUGCAGGGGAGCAGUGUGCUAUAAGCAGAAUUAGGGGGGAUGUGAUUGAAGUCAAAUCAUAAAAGGAAUUUUGAUUAGGUUAACCCCGUAACCAAUCCUUUAAGUGCAGCACAGAACCCAGGACCACAGGACACAGCUGGAAGUGGAGACAGAUUUAGGACAGAGGGUGUUAAGGGUAUGGAAUGAGUCAUCUAGACAUGUUGUCAAUGCUGAAACAAGGUUCUGAGAUCAUCCGGUUACUAUAGGAACCGGACGAGCAUUGAUGGGCUGAAUGGCCUCCUCGGGUUUGUUAGUUAAGUUGUUAUGUAAAGGAGCAGAGCUGCCCAGCCUGUAUUUCCAGGGACUGGGCUGAGAGGGCACGCUGAUGCACUGUGCCUCACUCUGGGGAGAGAGAUAGAGAGGCAGAGCGGUGCAGGGAUAUCGGACUGAGCCCUGGAGAAUACAACGCUGACAUUUCUUAAUAAGCUAUAUGCUUUGAUUACACAGGGAUAAUUAAAAGGCAGGAAACUAAUUAACGCAUUAAGCCAAGCUGACGUGUCUCCGGCUGGCAGGUGAAAUGUGGCGGAUGAAUUGAAAAUAAUAGCGUGUGAAGAGGCAGGGGGACGAGGAGAGCUGCGCUCAGUAAGGGAGGGGGGCAGAGUCUGGCAGCCCAGGGUAUUAUUCAAAGGCAGAAUGAGAACAUGUUAAUUGUCAUGUCUGAUUCGUGCACGAUGAGGUCCGGCACAAUGGGCAUGUUUUCCUUUGAUUUUCUGUGGCGGCCUGGCUCACCGGAGAGGUGUUUAAUCAAUAUUAGCAAGGUUUCGGAUUUCAGGGGCUUACCCGGUUAUUUAGAACAACGCCAUUCCUCACCCCAAAGCGCUGUCGAGAAAUUCCAGUUCUGAAAAAGAAUUAGUUCCAGGCUCAUUUACAAACAAAUACCUGUAAAAAGGAUACGUCCUAGUGGCCGGUGAAUUCAUGUUACUGUACUAACACAGGACCCGCACUUGCCUCUCGAUUGCAGACCCUGCUCGCUAGUUGAAUGGUUUGUGGUUCACGCCCAGCCUUUCCAUUCAAUGCAAUAGACUGGGGUGCCAGUUCAUUUCGUUCAAAUGUUUAUUUGUUUAUGUGUUUAUGUAUCUACGUGUGUAUCUAAUCAGUGCUGCUCAAGCAGUUGAUUUCACACAGCAGGGUAGCUCACCAGCAUGUCAGCGCGCAGCAUGCAUGUCCAACAGCUCUUGCUAGAAGAUAGACAGGAAAGAUAUGAUUCGUCAGCACAAGAUGAGAAUUGAAGUUUUAAAACACUUCACGGUAAUAAAAUAAUGAUGUAUGUGUUAAUAUAUGAACUUAAACCUUUGGAAACACGAUCCUGUGUGUUUGCUCAUUCUAAAGAAAAAUUGUACGGAUGCAAUGUAUUACAUCAGUUAAUAAAAAGCAUUGCAAUGCACGCUGUGUGUGUGUGUGUGUGCUGUGUCGAGUGCAGUUCCGCUCUUAUCCACACAGGGUCGCCCUGUUCCACAGAAUGGCGGUGGGAAACAGUCUUUAUUUGUUAGCUGUACAUUUACAUCAAACCCUUGUCUGCAACGCCAGCAUUGGGAUUGCCUCCCAGUCAUAACGUUUUAUUAACGGUGCUGAACACGCACGAACUAGUUUAAUGAAAAGGUACGAUUUCAACCUGAUUCUUCAGAUUCGAACAUGUUUUACAAGCAUGCUUUGAACUUAAUUAA